This is a messenger RNA of Mizuhopecten yessoensis (Yesso scallop), 5131 nucleotides long. RefSeq names its product low-density lipoprotein receptor-related protein 4-like. The transcript is spliced from 20 exons. NCBI's taxonomy places the organism in Eukaryota, Metazoa, Mollusca, Bivalvia, Pectinida, Pectinidae. The record is from RefSeq and is a predicted model, not a curated record. Bases 174 to 4268 code for a protein of 1364 amino acids.
CAUAUGUAACCUAGAAGCAGUCGUGCCGAACGUCAACACACUAAAGACGUAUCCACCCAUCAACUCUCGCCUGUAAAUACAGUCACUUUACCUUACUCGUCUGAUCAUAGAUUUUAUAUCCGUGUACGUGCGUACGACUUCUCACUGCCGACCCGUAAAGGGAGAGUUAUAAGAUGGCAGAGUUUGGGUACGUACUAGGGUUACUCCUGGUUACUCUUACAGAACUCUCAGCACAAGAGGCUUUAAUAACGGGUUUUCAAUCCUCUGUCGUGAAAAAUGGUUCCCUGUACACGUAUCAAGGGACAGUCGACCAACUAUCAAAGCAGACGACAAUCGUACCUGUGAUAACGCAUUUCAAUACCGGAGUCACCAUUACUAGCCUGACCUCUGACCCCGAGAACGAUGUCCUGUUCUUUUACGAAUACUUCACCCAAACCAUAUAUCAGAUAUCAGAUUUUACAUCUUUAAACGUCUAUCAAGCGUCACCGGUACAUGCUGUUUCCAGUUCCUUAAAUACCAACAUAGCCUUUGAUUGGAUAACCCGAAAUCUGUACUGUACUGAUGGUAUUCUAGGAUGGAUAUUGGUGAUACACAUGGGAGCUACGAGGGAGGUAGAUAUGGUACGAAUCCUGCUGGAUACCAACAUGGAGUCACCAGGUGCCAUCACAGUGGACCCAAAGGAAGGUUACAUGUUCUGGUCAGACAUUUACAAAGGAUCUCCCCGUAUAGAACGAGCAUACCUGUCUGGAGAGCGACGCGAGGUGAUUGUAUCCACCAGUCUGCUCAUCAUCGGCGACGUAUCCGCCGACGUCCAGGAGAGACGCAUCUACUGGACAGACAGGAUGCGAAAUACCAUCGAAAGCUGUAUGUAUGACGGCCAGCAAAGGGAGAUCAUUCAUCGGCGGAACAAUUACGUCUUUUCCGACAUCAUGACUGACCUCGCACAUGUUUGUGUCACGGAAGAAUACCAGAAUAUUCUUUUGUGUAUGUACAAAAGUUCUGCCGAGUAUGUGCUGUUAGAAAGGUAUGAUAGACAACCAUACGGACUGGAGGUAUUCGAUAAAUCUCGGAAACCGUCGUCUACGGACAAGUGUGCCCCCAAGUCCUGUCAACACUUUUGUGCUCCCACUCCAGCAGGGGCUACUUGUCUCUGCAAGAAUGGUUACACUCUUCAAGGAGACGAAAAAUCAUGUAUUGCUGACCACGACUUACCAGUGAAGGGAUUACUUUUGGGGAACAGUACACAUGUGUGUGUGAUCGACUUUCUGAAUUUGGAAUCCUUGCCUUUUAAAGCCCCUACCUGUUUUAUAGACAAUCUCCAGGAUACAAUCUUUCUGUCCGUGGAUGUUACGUCCAUGGAUUUAUUUUUUGCUGAUAAGAGAACACGAAGUCUGAAUUCCAUCAAUAUACAAACAAGGAUUAGGAAACAACUUGUCAAUACGGGAAUUGUGUCAGGUUUAGCCUAUGAUUGGGUCGGUCAAAAUUUAUACUGGACUGAAGCAGACACAAUGAAAGUCAAGCUCGUGUCCGUCUCCGUGGCAACACCUAUGUCUAUUGACCUUGUCCUUAGUACCCUCAGCCCGUCUGACGUCACAAUAGAUCCACAUGGAAGAAUGGUAUUUUGGAUAUCAGGAUUAGGCACUUCCCAAAAUACAAUACAGAGGAUGUCGACAGAUGGCAGCACGAGCCAGACAACUAUUGUGUCCAGUGGCAAUGCGCUGACGGCGUUGUUCUACGACACCAUGCGAAAUAGGCUAUUCUGGGUGGAGGGUGGAACAUUGAAGAGUUCCUUAGGAAGUGGUAGUGAUAUUACUACACUUAAGGCGCUGGCUACACAACAACACUCGCAGCUCAUAAUCUAUAAGAUGUACGCAGUUUGGAUCAGCUUUACGAGUUCUCAGAUCCACACCAUGUCCAUGGUGACUAAACAGCUUCUAACUCGAGCCAUCGACGGGUUUGGGGACGUAACGGGGAUGGCCGUAUUUGAUGAAACAAUACAAUCACAACAACCAGAACCAUGUUCCGUCCUGAACGGUGGAUGUUCCCAUAUAUGCAUACCAACGUCCAAUACGGGGAGGCGCUGCGUUUGUACCUUUGGUUUUACACUGCAGCUAGACAAGAAGUUCUGCAAGAGCAAACCUCCUCUGACGAACAACUUUCUUUUGGUACCUGAUCUAAACCAUGCCCGUCUGUACCAGCUAUCCCUUGACAAUGUCACGCCUCAGUUUCUUGCCCUUGACCUUCAAGUAGACAGACCAGUCGACGCCGUGUAUGAUCCUGUAAAUCUGUACAUGUACUGGACAGAGGCUAACCUCAAAGUUAUCAAGAGGAGUAAACUGGAUGGCACAGAGGUCCAGACUCUACUGACAUUUUCACAAGAGUAUCCUGAACGGCUUGCCAUAGACUUUAGCACUGGGAAUCUGUUCUACACGACAUCGGUCGUUGGUGACUCUGCCAGUAGGGAUGGUAAGGUCGGAGUGCUGAGGAUCAUUCAGGACCAAACCUUCAAUAAAGUGCUUAUAAAAGAUGAAGGCGCUGCCGACUUCAUUCAGGGACUGCUAGUGUUUCCAAAAAACGGAUUGCUGAUUUGGAGUGGAACGGACUUUGAUGGCCCGAAAUCUGUUGGAGCCAUACAUAAGUCAUUCAUGGACGGUUCUGCAAUCACGUUACUGGUAUCUGACGUUAACAGCCCACAGGGCCUCACCAUGGAUUAUGAAACCGGACGUGUAUACUGGGCGUCAGGCGAUGGCGUAGAGUACAGCGACUUGUCUGGGAACAAAGGCACACUGGUGAAGAGCUCAGAAAUGUUGACAGAUUUAGUAGUUACAAGCAAUGUCAUUUACUACACGGGUAGAAAUACCAGAAAAGUUAUAAAGAUUGACAAAAGUACCGGAGCCAAUAUUCAUUGGUUGGAUAACACUCCAGAAGUGGGCAGCGUGUUCUCCAUCGACAUAUACAACGGACAGCAACAACCAGCUAAUGCUGCAUGUACCAAUAACGGCCUGUGUGAUGUAUUCUGUCUGCCAACCCUCACGGGAAAAACAUGCGGCUGCCAAGAUGGAGUCUACUUACAGCAAGACAAACGAACAUGUGGAUCAACUGUGACAUGUGAUACGACAAUACCCAAUGGGCUGAUAUCGUCCUUCUGUACGGGGAUAGUGGCUGAGACCUGUACGUAUCAAUGUAAUUCCGGUUAUCAUAAGAACGUCGAUCAUUCCACCAUUACUUGUCUCUCUGUGGGCGCUUGGACAACAUUACAAACUAGCCUCUGUCUAGCGGACUCCCCUCCCUCAGCUGUAUCGAUAAUACCAGUCAUCGCCGGGGCCGUGGGAGCGGUGAUAGUCAUUUUUAUUCUUAUCGUCAUCGUCGUAUGUUUAUGGAAGAGGAAACGUAAACCACAAACAUUCCAGGAAUCCAUGUAUAUGAGCAACAUGAGUAGGCCCACAGUGGUACAGAAUCAAUAUGGGAUGCCCCAGGAUAUAAAUAUCUCAGGCGCUAUAGGUCCCCAAGUGGUAGUGACACCUCCUGAUUACGGUUACAAGGACAAAAUCAAUCCCGCCUACCUCUAUCCUCCCGAACAGCGUGCAAGGUGUCCUUCACCUGAUCACGUGUACGCUGAAUUGCCGCCUGCUUACUCACAGACAGAUCCAAACUACAUCCACCCAAUGGAAAAUGAACACGACGAAGCACAACCAAAUCCAUACGUUGACCCAGAACCUGUCGCCGAACAUUCCGCCUUUAGGCAAUCUCAGCAAGAGAGAAAAAACAGAAGUUUUACGGUAAACACCCCACCGUCGAAUGUGCAUCAGGCAUCCAAGCCUGUUCAGUUGGAUAACGAUGGCACUUCACAGGAAAUCCCGUACUUAAUGCCCUUCCAUGAGCCUGAGAGGAAAGUGCGAGACAAACGUGAUCAACUGGGUCCCGACGUCACCAUUGGACAAUCUCUUGGUUCCAGUCCCCCCCAUCGCCAAUCACAACAAGGAUCUGUCCCGAUCUCCAGUCGGAGGAUCUACACCGGAUGUUCUCAGCAGGAAUCGUAUGACACUACAGGUGCAGAUAGUGCGACUAAUCAACAAUCUCAACCUGGAUUGUUUUCCAAUUCCCAACCAAACGCCUACACAAGUAAUUCGUAUUCCCCGUAUCGUAUGCCCCAAUAUAAUUCUCGCCGUUCCUCUCAACAGGAGGACCCAUAUCAUUCCCAAACAGGGAUAAAUACAUCGCCAUCUAACCAACUGUAUGGUCACGAUUACAUUGAGUUGGGGAGAUAAUCAACUCAUCUGAAACAAUUGUAUUUGGACAAUCACUUCCCGCUGAUUAAACAGUGCAUUGUUAAAUGCUUUGAUGUUAGUUUUCAUAUUUAUCCUUUAGUCCGAAUCGGAAAGUAUUGAUGAUACGUUGUAUCUUGUCCAUAUCAUUAUAUCAAAUCAAACUAUGCUGGAGACAUUCCAUUAUAUCAGGAAAGUCGCAAGCAAAAGACUGUUAAAUUUUAGUGUUUGGCACGGCACUAAAGCUUACAUCAAAUGACAUUAUAUCACGGCCCUUCGAAUAACAUGCAGCCAUUGAAAGUUGAGGCCGAUUUACUCAAUAUAUUUUCUGUGCUUAUUGAAUAUUCUGUCUUAGCACUUUUUAUGAAAAGUGUUGUUCCCUGUUCAUGUUUUAUCGUUUCACCUAAAAAGAAACACCAAAAGUGUUGACGUCUUUACCGUAAAUGUUUGGAGAUGCUUGCAAUGUUGUAUUUGUGUGUAGAAUUAUUUUUGUUUCUUGUUUUCUAUCAGAAAUGAGUAAGCUUUCAUUAACUAUGUACUUGAAAGUGUGAUAUGUGUUUAAAUUAAAUGAUAAGGGUUUAAAAAAAAAAUCUGUUUGAUACUGUAUAUACCGACUAUCCACUUUCAAAAUUCCGUGUCGUAUGCUGUAUAACCCAAAACAAAUCUUGGUUAUUUCUUAAAUAUAUUAAUAUUUAACUAUGGAUAUGUGCAUAUGAAUGUUUAACUUGUUAUAUAGUUUCAUACUGUGCUACACAUGUUUUCAUAGUUAAAAUACGUCAUAUAGAGCCCGACAGAGUUUAAUGUAAAUUUGACAGCAAUAGAAAUGUGUUUGCUAAAAUAUCUAUUAUUUAUGUUUACAUUUUGGU